Messenger RNA from Closterium sp. Yama58-4, 2052 nucleotides. The record is from the annotation of a GenBank genome assembly. NCBI's taxonomy places the organism in Eukaryota, Viridiplantae, Streptophyta, Zygnematophyceae, Desmidiales, Closteriaceae.
AUGGCUACGCUAGCUUGCCCUAAGGCGUCUAUCGCCUUCGUUGCUCGCACCAAUGCCGCUUCUCGACCAGCGGCAUCUGCGGCGGUUUCUGCGGCUCCCGUGAGCAGCAGAAGCGCUCGCCUUGCCGGAUCCCUCUCCGUUUCCGCCGCCGCCGCUGCCGCCGCGUGCUCCGGCAAAGAGCUCUUCUCCACUCCUGUAGUCCACUCACGCGGGAAUCACGGAGCAAGCCGCGCCGUGUCUCGCGGGGCUGUUCGUGUGGACGCCAGCGUGGCGCGGCGCAAGGUGCUGAUCGUCAACACUAACGGCGGAGGCCACGCGGUGAUUGGCUUCGCGCUGGCCCGUCAGUUGGCGACGGCCGGCCACUCGGUGACGAUCAUGACCGUUGGCGACCGCAACUCCGAUAAGAUGAAGAAGCCGCCCUUCUCGCGCUUCUCGGAGCUCCGCGCGGAGGGCGUGCGCACGGAGUGGGGCGACCCGGCGCGGCUGUCCACCGUGUUCGGCGCGACGGGGGGAUUCGACGUGGUGCUGGACAACAACGGCAAGGACCUCGACACCGUCAAGCCCGUGGCGGACUGGGCGAGCGCGGCGGGCGUGCGGCAGUUCCUGUUCAUCAGCAGCGCGGGCAUCUACACGCCCUCCUCCGAGCCCCCGCACGUCGAAGGGGACGCGGUGAAGGAGAGCUCGGGGCACGCGCAGGUGGAGAAGUACCUGGCGGGCAAGGCGUGGGGAGACGGGUGGGCUGCGUUCCGCCCGCAGUACAUCACAGGGUCGGGCAACAACAAGGACUGCGAGGAGUGGUUCUUCGACCGCAUCGUGAGGGGGCGGCCAGUGCCCAUCCCAUCGCCGGGCAUUCAGCUGACGGUGGUGGCGCAUGUGGAUGACAUCGCGCGCAUGAUUGCCCUCGCCAUUGACUACCCGCAGGUCCGCCCGCCACCCUCACCUCAGGACGCCAAGGGUCAGAUCUUCAAUGCGGUGGGCGGCAGAGCGGUGACAUUCGACGGGCUGGCUCGCAUGUGCGCCAACGCUGCUGGCCGCGCCUCAUCGCUCAAGAUCGUGCAUUAUGACCCCAAGGCCGCUGGGGUCGAUGCCAAGAAGGCUUUCCCUUUCCGGAACAUGCACUUCUACUCGGAGCCCCGUAACGCACGGGAGAGGCUGGGCUUUAAGAGCUUUACGGACCUGCAGACUGUUCUGAACCAGCGGUACAUUGACUAUGUGGCGGCAGGGAGGGACAAGAAGGACGCCAAGUUUGAGGUGGAUGAUAAGAUCCUAGCUUCAGCCAAGGCGCUCUACAAUGUGGGCUUCUGGGUGCGCGAGACGGGGCAAGCGCUCGACCGACUCGGGUGCCGACUGCAGGGCAAAUACGCCUUCCACGAAGAGCUGUCGCGGCAUCGCACCAUCAUGAAUCUUUUUGACAAGCUGCCCGAGGUGCCCGCAAACGCCUUCGUGGCGCCGAGCGCGGCUGUGAUUGGCGACGUGCAGAUCGGGCAGCGAUCGUCUGUGUGGUACAACGCCAUUCUUAGAGGCGACGUGAACAGCAUCCGCGUGGGCACAGACACGAACAUUCAGGACGGCUGCAUCGUGCACGUGGCAAAGACCAACCUCGCUGGCAAGAUCCUGCCCACCAUCAUUGGCUCGCGCGUCACUGUCGGUCACAACGCGAUACUGCAUGCAUGCACAGUGGAGGACGAGGCGUUUGUGGGCAUCGGAGCGACGCUGCUGGAUGGGGUGGUGGUGGAGUCGGGCGCCAUGGUGGCUGCCGGCGCACUCGUCGUGCAGAACACACGCAUUCCAUCAGGGCAGAUCUGGGCAGGGUCGCCUGCCAAGUUCUUCCGCACGCUGACGGCAGCCGAGAGGGCAUUCAUCGCCAAGUCAGCAGAGAGCUAUGCCAGCCUGGCAGAGGUACACGCCAAGGAAAACGCCAAGAGCUUUGAGGAGGUGGAGGCGGAUAAGAAGCAGAGGGAGGGGUGGGCCAACUACAGUGAAGACUUCGUUUCUAGUGUGGGCGCUGUUGUGGAUAAGCCGCCUGUUCCUGGUCCAGUCAAGCUGGCUUAG